Messenger RNA from Microthlaspi erraticum, 1359 nucleotides. The record is from the annotation of a GenBank genome assembly. Lineage: Eukaryota; Viridiplantae; Streptophyta; Magnoliopsida; Brassicales; Brassicaceae.
AUGGACUCCACAACACCUCCUUCCCUCCGUUCGAACCCUAGAUCCGCGUCGCGACUCGCUCGAGUCAACAACACUCUCAUCAAAUCCGACCGAGAAUCGCCGAUUCCGUCUCUCGAUUUGGUUCUAUCGUCUCCGAAGAAAUACGAUACUCCUUACCCAUCACCCGCUUCCCUCAUCAAUUCCCCGUCUUCUCCUGUCACUCUUCGAGAGAUCCUCCUCUUAUCUCCUUCCCCUCUCCGUAAAUCGAGAACUCGUUUAUCUAAUCGCUUCGACAUGGAAGCUGCGGAUGCGGUUGCGCGAAGGUACAAGACGAAGGGAGGGCAAAAUGGUCUUUUGGGAUCUGCUUCGCCGAGGAGCUGCCGGAGAUCGAGACGAAGGUCGGAGAUUGUGGUGGAAACGAAGGAAGAGAAGGAGCUUCCUAUUGUUGCCUUGACCGAUGAAAAACCACAAAAACCGAGAAAGCAGAAGAAGACUGGUCGAUCUAAGAAGGAGAAGCACAUUUCGAUUCCUUCGUUACCAUCUGAUCAAAAUGAAGAGGUAUGUCAAGGCGAUUUGGAGAGGAUCAGAGAGAAUCUCAGCGAUUUGAUCAUGUGGAGAGAUGUUGCGAAAUCGACGCUCUGGUUUGGUUUUGGAUGUAUAUGUUUCUUAUCUUCUUGCUUUGCUAAAGGAUUUCACUUUAGUGUUUUCUCAGCGAUCUCUCAUCUUGGACUUUUGUUUCUUGGUGUAUCGUUUUUGUCAAACACUCUACGCCAAAGGUUAACUGAAGAAGCAGUGCGGAGAGAGCUUAAACUGAGUGAAGAGGAUGUGUUACGAGUAGCUAGACGAAUGCUUCCAUUCACCAAUUUAGCGAUUUCAAAGACGAGCGAGCUUUUCUCUGGCGAACCAGCAAUGACACUCAAAGUUGCACCAUUUGUUCUACUCGGAGCUGAGUAUGGUUACCUCAUAACAUUGUGGAGGUUGUGUGCAUUUGGUUUUUUCCUCAGCUUCACCGUUCCAAAGCUAUAUUCUUGUUAUGCGAGUCAGAUUAACCAAAAAGUUGAAAGUGCACAAAAGAGAAUAGUUGAAGCAUGGGCGAUUUGCACACACAAGAAGUUCGUGGCAGGCUCUUUGAUUACUGCCUUCUGGAACCUGACUAGUCUCAAGAUCCGUGUUUUCACAGUGUUUAUCAUUGUGGUAGUAAUCAGAUACAGGCGGCAGAAUCUUCAGUUAGAUUCCAAGGAAGAGGAGAAGCAUCAAGAACAACAAACUCUCCCGGAGCAACAAGAAAAAUCACCGGAGGAAAAGUCACCGUCGCCACCACCGCAGCCAAUAGAGGAAGAGCAAGCAUUAGCGGUGGUCGCAGAACCAAAGAAGCUGUAG